AACAGGCUCCUGGCCGGCGUAGUAGCGAGUAUUGCCCGCACCUGAAUCAGGUCUAGGAGACGAGGCCCCAUGGUAAGGGGUGCCUUGGGUGCCCUCGUUUGCACUCAUGGUUUCGAUCGGUGUAGUUCCGCCGUCAACGAUCAAGGGGAAAGGAGCAGAGUCAACAACAGUUUCAGCGUCUGUGAUCGAAGCGUCGUCGUGCAGCUCGAUCUCUUCGCUACUGGCAGUGCCAGACUUGACAGUCUUGUGCUUGGGCCGUUUUGGCUUUCUCUUGGAAGGAGGCUUGGUGGGUGCUUGGACGGGAGAAGUAGCCUCGUUACCUGCCUCGAUACCUACCUCGUUGGUGUUGCUUGCCUGGCUUGGCUUGGAGGAGGGAGAGAUAUCCUCAGGCACACUGUCAGGCAAUGUGGUGAUGGUCGCCUCAGACGAGGAAGAGACAACGGACGAUUCGACGCUGCCUUGAGGCGAAUUAUCAGGGUGUUGGCCUGGAACACAGGUAGAAUCUGGUUCAGACGAGGAAGAUGGAGGGGAUUCUGAAGAUGAGGAAGAAGGAGUAAGGGUAGGAGGUGAUUGGGCUGGAGAGUCCAUCUCUCUGUCCAGCUCUGGUGCUACCGGGACCCUCAUGGUUGCUGAUGUCGUGUUCAUCAGGACCACCUGAUAAUAUUGUGCUCAGGAUGAUUUGUAAUUAGAAGAGGGAUGUGCGGCACUGUCGUGAGAAUUCUCACAGAGUGCGCACACAGCGGGAUGAAGGAUGAAGCGGUUGGGAUGGAGAAGACAAAGGUGGCAGAGAAGGGAGGAGGCUGGAGAUGUGAAGCCGCCUGGUUGGAGGGCAAACAGAGGACAACAGGUGCCCCGCUAAGACAGGCAAACAAAGGCUUUCACUUCUUUUUAAUAAUACUAUUCAUAGCUGAAAGGCGUUUGUUAAUAUCCAUAUUAGUUAUAUAGUUGUAUUAGUUCUAUGAUGAACAUCCUGCAUAGUGCUGAC
This is a messenger RNA of Talaromyces proteolyticus, 985 nucleotides long. RefSeq lists its product as uncharacterized. The record is from RefSeq and is a predicted model, not a curated record. NCBI's taxonomy places the organism in Eukaryota, Fungi, Ascomycota, Eurotiomycetes, Eurotiales, Trichocomaceae. The transcript has a single exon. Bases 70 to 537 code for a protein of 155 amino acids.